Messenger RNA from Scylla paramamosain (green mud crab), 6449 nucleotides. RefSeq lists its product as uncharacterized. Gene Ontology annotation, molecular function: nucleic acid binding; aspartic-type endopeptidase activity. Gene Ontology annotation, biological process: DNA integration; proteolysis. The record is from RefSeq and is a predicted model, not a curated record. Bases 1 to 5799 code for a protein of 1932 amino acids. NCBI's taxonomy places the organism in Eukaryota, Metazoa, Arthropoda, Malacostraca, Decapoda, Portunidae. The transcript is spliced from 6 exons.
AUGACCUUACUAGAGAUAGGAGUAGGUGAAGAGACUAUACACAAACAAUGGUGCCCUGUAGUCCCGAAUAGCUACCUUGACGCUGACGUCUUACUCGGGACAGACAUACUUUCACAAGCUCCUUUUCAAUGGAAUGGUAAGACAAAUACAGUAAAGUGGGGUAAAACCACAUACCUUGUUAAUCAUAUCAAAAGGCAGAAAGGCAAGGUGGAACGAGUUCACGAGGUACCUAUUCUUCCUACCACUCCCAGUCAAACAGAACACAUCCGUCUAACUCAUACCAUCAAACUUGAUCCCUACCGAGCUCAGUUUCUUCCUAUCUCGGUGAAAGAAAACCCAGGAGAAACUUUGUUAGUCCAGCCUCAGCCAUGUUUAACGCCUAAUCAUCACCCCUUGAUUGUGACAGUAGAUGAGAAUAAAAAGGUCCCCCUCCCAUUUACGAGUAUUAAUGAUACUAAGGGCCGGAAAACAAUCAAACCAGGAACCCUAUUAGGCACUUUUGAAAACAUCUCCUCCCCGACGAUCAAAGUCAUCCACCAAAAGCAAGCCACUCCUUCCCUAGAAAUCCACAAUGAUCUGUUGCCACACAACGACCAAACAAGGUGUCAGGAAUCAAAGAAGCCUAGUCGUGGUCCUAGGUACCGAUACCCCGAGGAAGCAAAAACCCUGAUAUCAAACAUGUUAACAGAUAUGGAGAACAGAGAUAUCAUUGAAAAAUCUACAUCUGCAUGGCUCUCUCCUAUAGUAUUAGUCAAUAAACCGGAUGGAAAUCAUCAGCCCCUUACUAGUAUAUUCAAAAGAAAGACCAAAUCUGCCAGGAUGAACCGCUGGAUACUAGAGAUGAGAGAAUACCAAUACAACAUCCAAUAUGUGAAGGGAAAGUAUAACUACGUGGCCGAUCAGCUCUCUCGCCCAGUGAGGAUCAUUCAGCGAUGUCCUACUCCAAACUAUUUAGGCCUGACUUUAGAACAAAUCAAGAUUCAACAAAGGGAAGAAAUUAAGUGGAGAGACAUGAUAGAGUAUCUGGAAGGAGGGUCUAUACCUACCAAAAAGUAUCAUAAGAGUAUAUUGCACCAGUUCACUAUAAUUGAUGAGUUGCUGUACUACGCUAAGGAAAACAUUGAUGGCAGCAUUCAUUAUUCAUUGGUAGUUCCUCAGGUUCUGAUUCCUAAAGCUUUAGAACAUGCACAUGAGCUUUCUGGCCACCUGGUGUUAGUGUGGCACUACUCCUGCACAAUGGAGGAUUUGUUGUGUUUGGGUGAUGUUGAUGGCCAAGGUGUAGCUGGGGUUAAAGUUGAGUGCAAGGAGGAGAGCAGGGAGGUGGAAGUGACCCCAGAGGUAGUUGAUAAAUUAAUCAGUAGCAAUGCUCAGUUAUCCCAAGCAGUGGCACAACUGUGUAAUAAGUUUGACCAAAUGGGGCACAUGCAAAACAUGGUGUGGUCACGUCCUGUGCCCACUAUUGGAAAAUUCUCUGGAAGGGUACGGAGGGCCAGUGAGUUGGAUGACUGGGUAGAGGAUGCCACAGAGAAAAUAAAGCAGCUGGGAUUACAGGGCUCUGAGGGAGUGUCAUACCUGUGUGGGUUCUUGGAAGGCCCAGCCCGUCGAAGGGUCCGCAACAGUACUGUGAAGACUGUGUCUGACCUUUUUGAUUGUUUGAGGUCUGCUUUUGGACCAGAACUGAAUUAUACAGACUUAGAAAAACAGCUGCAUGCUCGGGUUCAACAGCCAGGAGUUGGUGUCCAAGACAGCGGGAAACGGGAGUCCUUGAGAACAAGGGGCCAGCUCUCAAGGCCUGACGACAGGGCCCCCACUACAGCUCAGAUAAGGAGUGUGACUAAUGUGACCGAGGAACGGAAUGAUGUAAAAAGAGGGAAAGUUAAGUUGUUUGGAAAGACUCUGAGGAUAGAUGCGUUGGUGAAUGGUAUACCUGUAAGUGCUAUGGCUGAUUCUGGUGCUGAGGUCAGUCUGGUGACAGAGGAAUGGUACAAACAGCACCUCCUCCCCAAGCAAGCUGUGAUCUAUGGGAUGGACAUUCGGAUUACAGAUGCAAAUGGGAGGGAAAUUCCCUGUUUGGGUUAUGUGAAGGUGAAUGUGGAAAUUGAGGGAAAAAGUGUUAAAGACUGUGGACUUUUUGUGAAAGGUGGUGGUGGGGAGAGUGGUGUGGUGCAGGGCACUACAUUGCCAGUGUUGUUUGGGAUGAAUGUGUUGAAGGGAGCCGUGCACCUGGGGCUAACUGAGAAGUGGGGCAGGUGUGUUCGUGCCAUUGAGGCAAAAUUGAGGGUGACACAACAGCCUCUGGGGUUUGCUGUAAUUCAGCAGCAACAGGAUUUAGUAAUCCCGGCUGGUACCAGAAGAAUAAUGAGAGUGUUUGUGGAAAGUUUACAGGAAGUAGAUGUAGAUAGUGUGGUGUUGGAGCCCUUAGUGCCUGGUGAGGGCUACUGGGUGCCUGAAGGUUUGUGUAUAUUUCCCAGUUAUACCAGAGUGGUUAAGGGUGAAGGAUGGCUGUCAGUGGGUAACCUGGGACAAGCAGAUGUGCAAUUCAGGCCACAGUGGAAGGUAGCCAAAGUUUCUCAUGGAAGGGAGGUUACUGUGGGAAGAGCUCACACACACACAGUAGCUCAGACUGCACCUCCUUCAGUGGUUAAGGAGUUCAAGGACAGACUAGGGGUGCAGGUGGAUGAGAGUCAGCUUGAUUCAGCACAGUUGGAGAGACUGGAUGGAUUGAUCCAUGAGUACGGAGAUGUGUUUGCUGAAAACGAGCAGGAUUUGGGAUGUGCUACUGGAGUGGAGCAUGAAAUUCACCUCAAUAGUGCAGUGCCCAUUCGCCUUCCAUACAGACAUAUUCCUCCCCCAUGUAUCACUGAGGUUAAAGCUCAAGUAAAGGGACUGUUGGAACAGGGAGUGAUAGAGGAGAGUGUGAGCCCAUAUGCAGCCCCAAUAGUGAUGGUGAGGAAGAAAGAUGGUUCGCUGCGACUUUGUGUUGAUUAUCGAAGGCUGAACGAGGUGACAGUGAAAGAUGCCUUCCCAUUACCAAGGGUACAAGACACACUAGAUGCAUUAGCCGGGGCGCAGUAUUUUUCUUCUUUUGAUUUAGCUGCAGGUUAUCAUCAGAUUCUUGUGCGGGCAGAAGACCGGCCCAAGACUGCUUUUGUAACACCAUUUGGCCAUUAUCAAUAUGUGCGCUGUCCUAUGGGGUUAUCCAAUAGCCCAGCAACAUUCCAAAGGUUUAUGGAGUAUGUGUUUAGCGAUCAGGUUUUUGUGACUCUUUUGGUGUAUCUGGAUGAUUUGUUGGUGUUUGCUCGGAGUGUGGAUGAGCAUCUGGAUAGACUGGAGGGAAUGUUGAAGCUUUUGAGGAAACAUGGGCUGAAGUUGAAACCUUCCAAAUGCCACAUACUAAAGCCCCAGGUUAGGUACCUUGGAUUUAUCAUUUCUAAGGAGGGAAUUAAUACAGACCCAGAGAAAAUACGGGCUGUACAGGAGUGGCCAGUUCCGCGCACUGUUAGGGAGGUCAGGGCAUUUGUCGCAUUCUGCUCCUUUUACAGAAGGUUUGUGAAAAAUUUUGCGAAGGUGGCUGCUCCGUUGCAUGCUUUGAUGAGUGGUGAUUCUAAGGCAGCAGUGAGUGAUUAUUGGGGGAAGGAUGAGGCCAGAGCAUUUGCCUUGUUGAAAGAGAAGUUAAGUCAGGCUCCAGUGUUGAAAAGUGCAGAUUACAGCAAGCAGUUUGUGGUGGAGACAGAUGCUAGCUUUGAAGGACUGGGAGCAGUUUUAUCUCAGGAGCAUGAUGGGAGGUUGCAUCCGGUGGCUUUUGCAAGUAGAGGUCUCAGAAAGUCAGAGCGGAACAUGAGCAAUUACAGCUCUAGGAAGUUGGAGCUGUUGGCUCUGAAGUGGGCAGUGACAGAGCAGUUUAAGCACUAUCUGGUGGGUGGACAUUUUAUAGUGCUGACGGAUAAUAAUCCACUGGCACAUUUGAACUCUGCCAAGCUUGGGGCAGUGGAGAGUAGGUGGCUGGGUGACUUGGGAAGGUUUGAUUUUGAGGUGAAAUACCGGCCAGGGAAGGAGAAUGGUAACGCGGAUGGAUUGUCGAGGAGGCCCCAGGAAUUGAUUGAGGGAGGGGAGGAAGAGAAGGAGAUAUGGGAAACCAGUCCUAACACCUCGGUGAAAGGGGUGGCUGUGAUGCAGGUAUGGCGUGGUGCCAGUAAGGAGCAGCUUAGGGAUAUGCAACAGUCUUGUCCAGUUGUAGGGAAGUUGUGGAGACAAAUGAUUGGUAGAGUGAGGCCAGCAGAACUAAGGCAGUUGCUACAAGUAGAGGAGUUUAGGCAAUGGUGGAGAGUGAGAGGGUCCCUCAUUAUGAGGCAUGGGGUGAUCUACUGGCGUGGAAGGGAGACAGAUUCUAGGAAGUGGAAAGUGGUGUUGCCAGUGAAUCAGAGACAAGAAGUGCUUAAAGCCGCUCAUGAUCAGUGGGGUCAUCAAGGGGUUGCUAGAACAACGUCACUAGUGAAGGAUAGGUUUGCUUGGCCAGGACUACAUGAAGACAUCAAAUUGUAUGUGGCAAAGUGCAAAGUCUGUGUCAUGGGGAAGGAGGAGGGUGUGCGGGCCAAGACUAAGUUGGGUACGUUGGAAGCCAACCGCCCCUGGGAAGUGUUGGCUGUUGACUUCACUUUGCUGGAUCCGGCCAGGGAUGGCAAGGAAAAUGUAUUGGUGGUGACGGAUGUGUUUAGCAAGUUUGCCCUGGCCUUUCCUACUAAAAACCAAAAGGCAAGCACAGUAGCCAAGAUCUUGGUGGAGGAGAUUUUUCACCGUUUUGGUUGCCCAGAAAGGGUACAUAGUGACCAGGGUAGGAAUUUUGAGGGAAAGUUAGUGCAGGAACUAUGCAAGUAUUACCAUGUAGCCAAGUCUCGUACCACCCCGUAUCACCCUCAAGGAAAUGGGAUCUGUGAGAGGUUUAACCGCACCUUACAUGGGAUGUUAGUUACCCUUGGUCAGGAACAACGGGAGCAUUGGCCUAGGCACUUGUCAAGCCUCACUGCCAUCUAUAAUACCACACCCCAUGCUGUCACUGGUUUUUCACCCCAUUAUUUGUUAUUUGGUGUGGAGCCCCAUUUACCUUUGGAUAGGUUCUGUGAGGAAACUGAUAGUGAGCCUACUAACCCUAGCAUGUGGAUUAGGAAGCUCAGAGAGACACAGGAGGCUGCUUGGAAAGCAGCUAAGUUGAACAUCAAGAGUUACCACAAUACCAAUAGGUGGAAGCGUCAGGAGCAAGGAAAAGCAGAGCCAUUGAGGGUGGGACAAAGAGUGUUGCUAAGGGACAAUGCAGUACUAGGUAGGAGGAAGAUUCAGCCUAAGUUUGCAGCUGAGGUGUGGGAAGUUGAGGAGGUGUUGGAUGGGGUGAGUGGGGUGUAUAGGGUCAGACCAGAAGGUGAGUCCGGCUGUAGUAAGGUGUUACAUCGCAGUAACUUGCGUCCUUGGAAUGGCAGUGAGGGCCAUGCAGGGACAAGUAAUGAAGUGCCAGCAGGGACAAGUAAUGAAGGGCCAACAGAGGAGGAAGAAGUAGAAAUGCCAGAUAUGACAGAAGUGUUAAAGCGCUUUGGGUUUCCAGAACCGGACUCAGAGGAACAAGUGGACUCAGUGGUUGAGCAGGAGGGAGAGGAUGCCCUAGGGCCUGGUGAAGAGCCAGAUGAACAGAGUGGUGAAGGCUCAGAGCAGGUUAAAGGGGUUCAGGCCCCUCAACUCAGGAGGUCUAGUAGGAUUGCUGAAAGGGGUGCAACGGGUUCGUCUUGUGUUGGCUGUGGGGAUUGUGCAUGAGGGCAUGCACAAAGUUCAGGGGGGGUGAGUGUAAGAAGUUGAAGUGGGCGCGCCUGCGAGAGGCUCACAGACUAGUCAGCGAGUCCCGCCAAAACGAGUCUUAAGGCCCUGGAGGUUUGUUGUUGUGGGAAUUUUGGCGGGAGAGGCGAGCGAGAGAGAGACAGGGUGCAGAGUAGUGGUGGAUUUGCCAUUUGAUUUGCAGGGUGGUGAUUUGUACGCUUGGUUGGCAGGAGUUUGGUCUUGGCAGUGUGCUGUGGGACGUCAGUGAGGUGGCACCGUAGCAGAUACUGUGAACUAGGAGGCUGCAGUGAGGAACUUGCUGUCCCUGGCUGCUAUGGUGUUAGUACCGCCGUGCAUGGAGGAAGAGCUGCAGUACUUCAGGGUAGUGGUAGUGGCGUACCUUCAGCGCGUUGGGUCGGUGUGCGGUUGGGCCUAUAGGGUGUGAGGGUCCUGGGGGUACUGGUUAGGGUGGGACUGUCAGUGGCAUAUAACAUUUCUUGUGUUGGUGCGUGAAGUGUUUAUUUCUCCUGUUUAUUUGUAUGUGGAUUUACCCAUUUUCUCAUGGGAUCAGGUAUUUUGGAGUGCCAGCAGUGUGGCCUCUAAGAGUGUUAAGCACUCAUAUUUUAUUUGUGUUUUCUUUAUUAUGUAUU